AGAAACGCCUCACGUCCCAAAUGUCACACGACCUCACUAUAUAGCGUGCUAAAGUAGUGUGCUUAUUAAUGGUGCUGAGGCGCCACGGCCUUCUAUUAUAGCUUCCGGGUUAGUGUGCGGUUUGGGACGCUUCCCUUUUUGUAAGAAGUUGACGACGCUGCUGUGGAAAGUUGGCGUUGAGUGUAUUUCGAUCCUUCCGCCGUCAGGGGAAGCGGAUCUGAGGACGAUGUGGGCCGAGCAGAAGCGAGGGAUCCACGUCACGCAGGCUGAGCUGCUCUGCAAAGACGGCUGUGGGUUUUACGGCAACCCGGCCUGGCAGGGAUAUUGUUCCAAAUGCUGGAGAAAGAGGACACGCACGACUGAAACCAGCAAAGAGGAUCAUGGGCUCCAGGAUGAAGGAAGUUCCCAGCUUAACUUAUUUAAAACCGAGGAGAAGAAAAAUGCGGAGAAGGGUAGAAGGUCCAGCACUAUUAUGCGACUUUUCUGGGGGAGUUCUUCACCACCACGGCAAGAGUCACCUGAAGGCCAGGAAGCAGCCCUGAAGGCCUUUCAGAGCCUGGAGCCUGGCGAUUUCCCCGGCUUUCUCAAACUGCUGCGCAAACCGUCCUCACAGCGUCUGCAGUCCCGCUGCACAGCCUUCCUCAACACCAUCGACGCUUACCACGACCUGCCUGUACAGAAGCAGUCAGACCUGGUGCAGGAUUUCUAUCAGAAUAUUACUGUUCACUUCAGUGGUCUGCCCGAGCCGCAGGUUUCUCACAUGAUGGAACAUGUCGAGAAGUUGAUCAUGACUCGUCUCCACAAGUGGGUCUUCUGCCACGACAGCUGUGAUGACGAACAGAAGGAUCUAACACUCCAGAGAAGGAUCAAGUCGUUGAACUGGGUCACUCCUGAGAUGCUGCGUGUGCCUUUUCCGCAGGGUGGCUCAGACACCAGUGACCCGUAUUUACCUGCAAUUACAGCCAUCAUCGAGAUGGACGCCAAGCGUGCACCUCAGGAUAAACUGGCCUGUUUGUCCAAGUGUAGCCAGCAUGUUUUCCAAGCGCUCGCCUCUGAGAACAGGCAGCCGGCGAAUGCGGACGACUUCCUGUCUGGUCUGAUUUACGUCGUGCUGAGAGCCAACCCGCCCCGUUUGCACUCCAACAUAAACUACAUUGUCCGCUUCGGCCUGCCGCACAGCCUGAUGGCAGGAGAGAGCGGCUACUACUUUACAAACCUGUCGUGCACCGUUGCCUUCAUCGAGAAGCUGGACGGCCCAGCUCUGAACCUCACCCCGGAGGAGUUCAACAGUUGCAUGCAAGGCCGACGAGCGCCUUCCGGGCCAGCAGAGCGGGCCGGGCAGAAGAGAGCCCAGGAAAACCGCGAGCAGCUGGAACAACUGAAGAACCGACAGGAGAAAAUCGACCAAGGCGCGCGCGCUCUUCAGGAACAGCUGGAUUUGUGGGUGCGUUCUGUGCAGGACCAGAUCGACGAAGUCAGGGCUCAGUCAGUGUUGGUCCUGAAAGACGAUGUAGCUGAAGUGCCGCCUGGAGAGACUGUGUGCUGACUGGUUGUCAUUUAAGAGGUUUCCGGUUUGUUUAGUCAGUGUGCUGAAUCUGCACUAUUGGGUUUUUUUCUUAAAAAACCACAAGAAUGCAGAUAAGAAGAAUUUAAACAGAAAAGGAUGGUACAAAAUCUUUUAGCUUCUGUUACUUUGCACUGGUGCUGCAAUCCAGAAUUAAAAAAUUUAUUAGCACUGUUUUUUGCAUUUAUGCCUUAUGUACAGAGUGAAGGACCAGCCCCCCCUCCCCCCACGCAUUCAAACUGUAUUGCUACACAUUGUGAUUGCGGUAUGCCCUUCAGUACAUGUAAACUCAUCGGUGAACACGGGAUUUGUCAGGGUUAAAGACGCUGGCCUGCGUCGAUUUGGACAAAAUAAUUUUUUUUCUUCUCUUGAUACAGGAUGCAGUAUGAAAAAUCUUUCAUACUUUUGCAAUAUCAGUAUUACAACUAACAACUGAUAUGUUGUGCACUAAUGAUUUAAGACCAAUGUUUCCUGAUGGUUUUUAUUUAUUUAUUCCCCCCCCCAUAAUAUCUUGUAUUAUAAGUCAGCUCUCUUCUGUAGUUCCUUCAGAGGGUCUCGGGUUUCGUUUAUAAGACCUGGCUUGUUUGCGAUCAUCGUGCUACCUUCAUCAGUGUGGUUUUUAGCUACAGUUUAAAGCUGCUCGUCAGUUCGUUUAUACACAUGUACACAGCUACGAGGAAGAUCGUGACGACAAGCGAACGUCAUCUCAGUGUUGACUGCAGUUCAUGAGCCUUAGGCUAUGCUGAAUAUAACACUAAAACCUUGGCGCUGUAACACUCUCUUAAAAUCUCCAUACGUCAUCCGCUAAACACUGGUUUAAGGCGUUUGCUGGAAGGCAUAGCCUGAAAUCACUCUGGAAAACUAUGCAAAUAAACGUUUAGAUGUUACAAUCUGGGUGAAGAUGCCACCUGGGGUUCUGUGUUAACUGUAUUCUGUAGCACUGGUGGAUUUAUUCACUGUUUUUGAAGCACAGUACUACUACAAAAUGUUCUUCUGGCAAACUAAUAUCUAAAGCUCUUGAUAAGUAGGUAUGUGUGAGGACCUGUUAUGGAGCUCUUGACAAAAUAUACUUUGUUUUCUGAAUGGUUCCGAAUGAGCAGUGUAUGUUCAGUGAAGUACGAUGAAGUCUGUGUAAUUAAUGAACCAUGAAGCUGUUUUGUGCUGUUCUUUUUCCACUCUGGAAUGAAACUGGUUAUUUAAAAUGAAGUCUUUGAAAAUAUUUCUUUUUUAAAAGAAUGUAAAUGAAAUGUGAAAAUUAAAGUUAUUGAAAUGUGAAAUUCAAUCUAAUAAAAGUACUUCAACAGA
This is a messenger RNA of Ictalurus punctatus (channel catfish), 2869 nucleotides long. RefSeq names its product rab5 GDP/GTP exchange factor. The coding region runs from base 227 to 1546 and encodes 439 amino acids. Gene Ontology annotation, biological process: vesicle-mediated transport. The transcript is spliced from 9 exons. Gene Ontology annotation, cellular component: endocytic vesicle; cytosol. NCBI's taxonomy places the organism in Eukaryota, Metazoa, Chordata, Actinopteri, Siluriformes, Ictaluridae. Gene Ontology annotation, molecular function: zinc ion binding; DNA binding; small GTPase binding. The record is from RefSeq and is a predicted model, not a curated record.